GGCAGAGAGAGCGGUUGGUGGCUGAAUACUGGGAUUCCUCCUUGCUUGGUUCUCAUCCAUGCACUGCAUCGGAGGCCACGAGGUUGCUCAUGCUGGGGAUCCAGCAAGGGGAAGGAGGUAUCUGUCCACAGAGGGCGUGCAGCCUAGUGGGAGAGACGCCCUGCUGGAGGACUUGGAGUCCACCACCUCCCACAUCUCCAAACGGCCCGUGUUCUUGUCUGAGGAGACCCCCUACUCCUACCCAACUGGAAACCACACAUACCAGGAGAUUGCUGUGCCACCCCCUGUCCCCCCACCCCCGUCCAGCGAGGCCCUCAAUGGCACCAUUCUUGACUCCUUAGACCAGUGGCAGCCCAGCGCCUCCCGAUUCAUCCACCAGCAGCCUCAGUCCCCGACGCCUGCGUACGGCCCCGGUGCCAAAACACCCAGUGCCUCCAUCCCCCAGGACGGCGGCGGCCCUCCAUGUCCCCGAGCCGGUGAAGAAGAGCACGUCUACAGUUUCCCCAACAAGCAAAAGUCAACUGAGCCUUCACCCACCGUGAUGAGCUCCUCCCUGGGCAGCAACCUUUCUGAACUUGACCGCCUGCUGCUGGAGCUGAACGCUGUGCAGCAUAACCCCCCAGGCUUCUCUACAGAUGAGGCCAACUCAAGCCCCCUGCUGCCUGGGGCUCUGAGCUCCCACUAUGGCAUCCCAGAGAAUAACAGCCUACUGGGCGGCAAACCUGGGCCCCUGAUGAAAGAGAAGCCCAAGCGGAACGGGGGCCGGGGCCUGGAGGACGUGCGGCCCAGCGUGGAGAGUCUCCUGGAUGAACUGGAGAGCUCCGUGCCCAGCCCUGUGUGAGUAUUCACAGGGCUCGCCCAGGCAGGG
This is a messenger RNA of Hipposideros armiger (great roundleaf bat), 868 nucleotides long. RefSeq names its product paxillin-like. Lineage: Eukaryota; Metazoa; Chordata; Mammalia; Chiroptera; Hipposideridae. The record is from RefSeq and is a predicted model, not a curated record. Bases 59 to 841 code for a protein of 260 amino acids. Gene Ontology annotation, biological process: transforming growth factor beta receptor signaling pathway; substrate adhesion-dependent cell spreading; endothelial cell migration. The transcript has 5 exons.